Messenger RNA from Chiloscyllium plagiosum (whitespotted bambooshark), 1372 nucleotides. Lineage: Eukaryota; Metazoa; Chordata; Chondrichthyes; Orectolobiformes; Hemiscylliidae. The record is from RefSeq and is a predicted model, not a curated record.
UUAAGCCCGAUCAACUGAAUACGAUUAAAGGCUGAUCCGUGCUGUAAAAGGUUGGCUUGCAGUAACGUGCCCUUUCAAGGCUUAAAAGGUACUCGUUUACUGCACGUCUUGCACGAAGGAAUUGCCAGGCAGCACCAUGGCUAGCUUAUUUAUCAAGUCUCUGUCUGCAUCUUUGCACUGGAAAACGCUGAAGUUUUCUACUGCUAGUUUAGCUGCGGCUUUUUGCACAAAAGGUGUUGAUGUGCUGCCCUUUGAAAGCUCUGAGAAGCGCGGUCAGGCUUCUCCACAUAGUCCAACGGAUUCCACCGACACCAGCAGAUCCAGUACAACAGGGAAGAUUGAGAACAAAGUUUAUCUGUGGAGCCGAUACAAUGAAAUGAAGAAAUUAGUCCAUGAACUCAUUCCCCCAGGAAUUUGCAACCUCCUCAAUCCUGCAAACAUCUAUUCCAAUAAUGAGGUUAAUUUAGGGAACAUUGAAAUUUAUGGAUUUGAUUAUGAUUAUACUCUGGCGCAGUAUUCCAAUUUGCUGCACACAAUGAUCUUCAAUACAGCACGAGAAAUACUUGUUGAUCAAUAUAAGUAUCCAGAAGGAAUAAAGAACUAUGAAUACCAAACUAACUUUGCUAUCAGAGGCCUUCAUUAUGAUGUACGGAAGGGAUUCCUAAUGAAGAUUGAUGCUUUCCACUAUGUCCAGUUAGGAACUGUGUACAGAGGACUCAGUCCAGUACCAGAUGAGGAAGUGUUUCAAAUGUAUGAUGGCACUCAACAUGUUCCUUUACACAGAAUGAGUGAUUUCUAUGGCAAGGGUCCUACUAUGAAACAGUUCAUGGAUGUUUUUUCUCUUCCUGAAAUGACCCUUCUUUCUUGUGUGAAUGACUACUUCAUUAAAAACAACAUCGAAUAUGAUCCGGUUCAUCUCUUCAGAGAUGUGAGCGAUGCUGUAACUAGUGUCCAUGUUAAAGGAAUGAUGUACAAUUGGAUUGAACAGGACCUAGAGAAGUACAUCCUUCAUGGUGAUGAAAUAUACGCUGUCCUAAACCGGCUGGUUAAUAAUGGAAAAAAGCUCUUUCUUAUAACCAAUAGUCCUUUCAACUUUGUUGAUAAAGGAAUGAAAUACAUGGUAGGAAAGGACUGGCGGGAUCUCUUUGACUUGGUGAUCGUCCAAGCUGAUAAGCCAAGUUUCUUUACGGAUAAACGCAAGCCUUUCAGAAGAUUGGAUGAUACUGGUGUACUGCAGUGGGAUAAGAUCAACAGACUAGAAAAAGGAAAGAUGUAUAAACAGGUCAGAGCAAUUGAUCCGUGCUUAAAUAGUUAUAGCAUUUUGAUCUGCAUGGCAUUCCUGCAAUCUAUUUUCUGAUGUUGUGCAGCAUGG